GUUAACGUCUAUUUAUAGUCACCUGGUAUUUUCCGACAUUUGUGUUUAUCUUCCUCCAUACGAAAGACUGUUUUUAAAUUUGUCCCAGUUAAAGUAUAUCUUGUGUGUGUUCUACUGGGAAUUAAUACGACAAAAGAGAGAGUGAAAGUCAUCUAACAACAAUAUGCCACUGGGGGCAUCAGACGUGGGUGAUUCUUCAGAUCUGGAUGCAGAAACGAAGGAGUCUGAAGUGGAUUUCAAUGCUGAAACGGUGGAUACGGGCGAACAUGGAAUUAUAGAGGGCGCCACCGCCGAAACUCCCCACCAGAUUGUUCUGAGGUACGCCCAGAACACAGACAAGACAUUAGCGGAUCAUUUCCCCAAAGGGAAGAUCACAAAAGAAAUAAACAAAGAGAUCAUUCUAGAGCGUAGUAGAACCGCUGAUGUUCUUCUGAACAGCGAGACAUUCGGACGACAACACGCAGCACUGGCAUGUCGCGAGCAACAGAACGGCGAUCUCAGUUUAAUAGUUAGGAACAGAAGCAAGAAGAAGAAGAUAUUUGUUGUCAGCGGCGACGGCAAAAGGACUGUCACUCCUGGCAGCGAAUCAGAGUUGGUUAGCAAAGACACGAUCCAGAUGGAGAAGUUAACGUUUGUUGUGGAGAUCCAGGAAGGAGACGUCGAGGCCAAAUCGUUUGAGUUUCAGAUGAAGUGCCACGAUGAACCAGCUCUCUCCGAAUCGUCUGGGCAAAAUAUUCAACACCGCAUCCACGGAAACACGCCAGGACCCUUUAUGAAUCAUCCCUGCUUCGUUCCUCCUUGUGGUCUUGGAAACCCAGGAAUCCCGGGUCAGAUUGUCAACGCUCCUGUUCAAUCGGCGGCGCCCUACGGCUACCAUCAGCACGCUGAGUCAUACUCUAGAGCGCCCCAAGCUUCCGUGGGGCACACCUACAAGGGAAGCAUCAUGUCGCAGCCGACCACAGACGACAUCACUCCUGGUUUCCUCCCAAGUCCUCCUCAAGGUAAUUUCUUCCAACAAGGCGCUGCAGGUGCUUCUCAGAUGCCACGUCUUACAUAUGUCUUCUCUGCUGCACGCCAGCUAGGCCAACCACUGACAAGUAAUUUUGUUACCGGUCAUGCCGUGGAAGAAAACAGCCAAUGCCAAGGCCACCAAGGUCAACGCCAGAGCAACCCAGGUCAUGGUCUGCCAGGAAUGGGCGCCGUCAUCCCGGAAGGACAAGGAGGCGCCAACCCGGAAAUAGGUUACCCGGAUUACUAUGCGAACGCAAAUUCGAUAUCACUGGGUGGAGUGAACGAACGUAUGCAAUAAGCAAAAUUUAAUGUCUGUAUCCAUGUACUGUUAAAGCGGCAGUCUCGUUUUCCCAUCCCAUAGCAUAAUUAUUUUCGUAAUGCAACUGCAAAACAACUCCAGCUGUUCCAGACUUGUAUACUUGCUAUAAAGGCAUUGUUGCCAGUGGCGGAUCCAGAAUUUUGGGGUAAAAAAGGUUCUGAAAAGGGCAAUUUGUGGUUGCCGAAGGCAAAUGACCGGAGGUCCCAUAAGGAGCUACAUUUUUAAUGGGGUUGGGCGGCAUGAUUCUUGGGGAAAUCUUGAAAUAAAAAUGCCCAGAGACUGUUGUCAGAGGAAAUGAGUGUUGUUACUGUGGAUAAUGAAUGCAAAACAAAGUCAUUAACAAGGGCACAUCAAGCGGGCUGGGUGGGUGACACGCGACAAUUGUGGCCCUCUUCUGGAUCCGCUAGUGGUUACAGGUAACUAAUGAGAAGGUAACUCGUGGUUUGGCCGUCCAUGGCUAGUUGAAACAUGUUUAUUUCACACAGAUUAUGGACUGCGUCUAAAGGAUAUCACUUACUUGCUUGUCACGGAAGAUAAAGAAUGUGGAUAAUAAAAUUAACAUAUUCCUGAGAUUGCCGCUUUAAGAUAACAUGACAAAAUUGCAUUUAAUUGACUGUAAUGUCGUUUCCGUUUAGGGUCCCUUAUUAGGGUUAUUGAUAUUUACAUUACGCCAAAACCUUGCCACCAUGCCUCUUAUAAGCAAAAACUUUGUACUGAGUCAAGUGCAGCAGACUGUGUUCUAUAUAAACAUUGUACGUUGGUAAGAUAGUCAUUAUAUUUUGAUGUUUGUAUUAUAUUACUGUCUCCUCUCUUCCUCCCACUCUCUCCGUCUCUUUCUCUCUCCCUCCCUCCCCCACUCUCCCUUCCGCCCUCUAUCUGUCUCUCACGUUCUCUUUCUCUGCCUUUAUAACUCUUUCACUUCCUCUUUCCUCCUCACUCUCUUCGUAUCUGUCUGUCUGUCUGUUUCUAUAUCUGUCUGUCUGUCUCUCUGUGUAUAUAUAUAUAAUUUCCUUCAGAGUCAAGUAUUAUUUAUGGUGAGUGCAUUCUUGUGUUUUUUAUUUUUGUAUACUUUGCACUUGUUUGUCUCAAGUGCCCUCAAUACCAAAAUAGCUUUACUAGUAUUAUGUUAUGGUUAAUCUUGUGUAUUCUAAAUUAAGGAAUUGGAUCUGAAUCAAGGUUUUACUUAGCAUUUAUUUAUGUUUAUUUUUCAUUUCAUUAUUUGCUUAUUUAUGCUUGUUAAAUAUUUUAUUUUUUUGCGUCUCUCACACUAUCUCCCUCGUCUCCUUGUCUGUGUGUGUGUGUGUGUCUCUCUCUCUCUCUCUCUCUCUCUCUCUCUCUCUCUCUCUCUCUCUCUCUCUCUCUCUCUCUCUCUCUCUCUCUCUCUGUAUAUAUAUAUAUAUUGUUUGUUUGUUUGUUUGUAUUUAUAAACCAAUAUUAUAUUCAAUAAAACUCAGUACAAUAAUUGUUUUAUCCCACGUGUUCAACUCCGAUUGUUUUUCUACGUUUUCCUCCAUAAAUAUAAAAGCUUUAUACAUACAUUUUAUGUGUUUAUCUAAAUAAACGUUUGGCUUGCUGA
Messenger RNA from Gigantopelta aegis, 2906 nucleotides. RefSeq lists its product as uncharacterized. The coding region runs from base 164 to 1309 and encodes 381 amino acids. The record is from RefSeq and is a predicted model, not a curated record. Lineage: Eukaryota; Metazoa; Mollusca; Gastropoda; Neomphalida; Peltospiridae. The transcript is spliced from 3 exons.